AUGCUGUCCCUCAUCACUCAUCCCAAAUUCACAGUCACGGCUUCGACGCUGCGCUCUACCAUGGCAAAUGUGCAACAUGGUUAUGAAAUUCUUGCCUUGCUCGGUGAUCGUCCCGAGACCAGGCUGUUCUUUGACCAAUCACUUCUGGCAAUUGCAAUCACAGACUCUAGCAAGGAUAUGGUAGCAUAUCUUCUAGAUCGACUCAGCAAUACUCCGAUUGUUACUGCGACAAUGAUUACACAAGCCUCUACAAACUGGGAAUCUGGUCUGAAGAUCGCCGAGAUGCUCCUCGACAGGUUUCCCAACGACAUCCACAUAACAGAAGACACCAUCCUCUCCAUCAUGGAUGUGAACUCGAGUGACUCAAGUUACUUGAGCUUUGCCUCAACGAUUCACGACUUCUUGCAGCUGCUGUUUAAGCGAGUUGGACCUGAAUUUCCGGUCACAGAGCGACUGCUGCUAGGUGCUGCCAGGUCAGAGUUUGAAGAAGAUUACGACGCAAUAGUUUUUAAGCUUGUCCUGAGUCGUUUCAGCAACACUUUGCCGAUCCCUCACGACGUCGUCAUGGCUGUGGCAAAAAACUCGAAUGCAUGGGCUGCAAUGCCGCUUCUCCUCCGUCGUCGCAAGCCGGAGAUAUGCAUCACAGACGAGAUUCUGUGUGCUGCAAUCCCAAACAUGGACUCGUACUCAUCUCUGCUAUGCAAUGCGGCCAGACACUCUCUCAGAAUCACCGAGAAAGCCAUAGAAAAAGCUGCGAAAGUCUCGGGGGGGGAAGGGUUCCUCCAGAUAUUGAACGCUGCCGAUACCGAUAUCCGAAUUACGCAGGAUAUCCUUCUUGCUGCUGUCAGCAAUGACAAUACAAACGGCACCCAGAUUAUGUGGUUACUGCUCCGAGAAUCUAUGUCUGCGGAUGAAGUUGACACCGACAUCCUCGAGGAGGUUUUGCAGGGUGACAAGUGGGGCAUCAUGUCCGUUAUACUCAAACGGCGUGGCGCGACGAUUCGCCUAAGUAAGGAUCUCGUACGGGGUUGGAUCUCCAACGAACGAACUCAAGGGAAGGCACUGAAGUUCUUGUUGCAAUACAAAACAGCCGAGCUCGACAGCAUUCUAGACACCAUGUCUGCGGAUGAGCGGGCAGAGUUUGUGGAACGAUGGGACAGACUUUUCGAGCGCUUUGAGCGAGACUCUUGGGACGACAUAUUCAAAAAGCGAGCUAAAUAG
Molecule: messenger RNA, 1221 nt
Organism: Purpureocillium lilacinum
Lineage: Eukaryota; Fungi; Ascomycota; Sordariomycetes; Hypocreales; Ophiocordycipitaceae
Source: RefSeq, a predicted model, not a curated record